CUUUAAUACGGCGCGAAUCGCCGUUUUGGGAAGAUGAGUGAGUUUUGUUAAGUGGGAUGUUAUGGUUUUAUUUUUUGCCCAGAAACUGUUAUGAAAUACUUACAUUUUACAUGAAUAUGUUGGUCGUAGCCAUACUGUUCUCUAGACUGAAUAAACCGGUAUUGUUUUGUUUCCUUAUUACUGAAUGCUUCCACCGGAAGUGUCAUGGUUCUCCUCAGAGAAGGUCUGUGUCCAGGGUUGAGUGAAGACCUCAUCAAGGUUCUACAUGAAGGAGAUGUUAGAACAGUUGAGGACCUUAUAUUGUCUGACCCAGAGCAACUGGCCCUGAAAUGCUCAGUGUCUUAUAAGGCCUUGGUAGCAGUUCGACGUGUGCUCCUGGCUCAGCACGCGGCAUUUCCUGUCUCAGGAGCCGACCUGUACGACGAGCUGCUGAGCUCCACUUCUAUUCUGUCCACCGGAAUCGCCAGUGUGGACAAGCUGCUUGACUCGGGUCUGUACACAGGCGAGAUCACUGAACUGUGCGGAGGACCAGGAACAGGUAAAACACAGACGUGCUUCAGCGUAGCCGUCCAUGUUGCCCAAGAGCUCAAGCAGAAGGUAACGUACAUCGACACAAACGGAGGACUAUACGCUAAACGGCUGCUUCAGAUUCUCCAGCAGAAAACCGGCAAUACAGCAGAGCAGAUGAACGCUCUUCAGAGGAUCGACGUGCUCCGAGUGUUUGACAUCUUCACCUUACUGUCCUGCCUUCAAAAUCUAAGAGCCAGCAGCCUCCAGAAGGGAUCAGUCGGCGUAGGUGGUUCGGUCAAAGCCGUGAUUGUGGAUUCCGUCUCGGCCGUGCUCUCACACAUGCUUGGAGGGAAACAGAACGAAGGUAUGUCCUUGAUGAUGCAGGUGGCUACAGAGCUGAAAAUAAUCGCCAAAGAAUUUAACGUAGCCGUUCUGGUGACCAAUCAUGUGACGCGAGAUGGGAACAAUCAGCUGAAGGCAGGACUGGGGCAUUCAUGGAGUCACGUUCCACGCACACGAAUCCUCCUUCAGCGAACCGAGCAGCCCGGAGCUUCUUCCAGCUCACGUACUGCGACUCUUCUUAAAUCCUCUCGGCGGCCCUGCUACCUGACGGAGGAGUUUGACUUGAGCCCACAGCCUCAGGAAGAGUCACGACCUGGGUUUACUGGGAAGAGAAAACUGGACGCUGAUUCAUAAGAAGCUGCACUACUAACAUUUAGAUUCUUCUUCAGGACGGGUCUGUCUUUCAGCAAGGGGGAAUCACUCUUCUUUUCCUGAUGCACUGCCAGAUCCAGUUGGAGCUGACUUUCUGGGCUUGGCUGUUCUCCUCUGGCUCGGCCAGCGUGUGUGUUGCAGAGGCAGCGGCGUAAUCGGGAACUAGAUCGCCGUCGUACGCCACAAAGUAGCGCCGCAGCUUGUCGAACUCCGGUACCGACUGUGGGAGGUACAGCUUUACACCGGUGAAGAUGUUCAGCAGGGUCUGCAAACGUGGGUUCAUGAGCAAAUUCUAAUGAAUCAUUUCAAGUAAGGAACAAAACGCAUCACUUUGUGUUACAGGGAAAGAAAGUAACCACCCUGUUGUUGGUUAUUUUCCUUUAAGAGCAUGUCCUGAGGCGUUUUAUUCCUCUUAUAGCACAGGAACUUUAAUCAGUUACUAUUUUAGCUUACGAAAGAAUGACAAGUUCUACUUUUUUAUCCAUUUGUGGUUAAAUUUGAUGACGUGAAAUGUCCAUGAUAGCUAUUCUGUUAGUGUUUAUUACAUCUUAAUAAAGCUACAGCAUUAUCGAGUGCUGAGACUGAAUAUGU
This is a messenger RNA of Tachysurus fulvidraco (yellow catfish), 1815 nucleotides long. It is a transcript of the gene rad51d, whose product is annotated as RAD51 paralog D. Lineage: Eukaryota; Metazoa; Chordata; Actinopteri; Siluriformes; Bagridae. The record is from RefSeq and is a predicted model, not a curated record. Gene Ontology annotation, cellular component: centrosome; replication fork; Rad51B-Rad51C-Rad51D-XRCC2 complex. Gene Ontology annotation, molecular function: ATP binding; four-way junction DNA binding; ATP-dependent DNA damage sensor activity. Bases 205 to 1206 code for a protein of 333 amino acids. Gene Ontology annotation, biological process: DNA strand invasion; double-strand break repair via homologous recombination; telomere maintenance. The transcript has 11 exons.